GCAGCGCUCCCGCUGCCCCGACACCGCCGAGGCGGAGGGUCCCGCCGCCGCCGCGCCGACAUGGCCGCCCGCCCCCCAACCGCCGCCGCCGCGCCCGGCCGCCCCCCGCCCGCGGCUCCCAGCAACUUUGUAUCGCCACUGAUGUGUGAAGUCCCAGAGCACCAAGGCAGCAGCACAGACAGUUCGGGAAGCAGCUUGGGAAGCUCUGUGACAGCAUGUAAGAAGAUUCUCUGCAGUAACAGUCUGCUAGAGUCAACAGACUACUGGCUGCAGAAUCAGAGGACACCAUGCCAAAUUGGCUUUCUGGAAGACAAGUCAGAAAGCAACUGUGCCUCAGUUUGUUUUGUGAACUUAGAUGCAAACAGAGAUGACUGCAGUGACGAGCAAGUGAAACAGAGAUUGAUCAGCAUCUCUCCAAAUCUCCCCAAACUUAUCAGCUCUAUGAACGUACAACCACCAAAGGAAAAUGAAAUAGUCCUGCUGAGUGGAUUAACAUCAGGAAAUCUUCAGGCUGAUUAUGAAGUUCCCCAGUGUCCUUGGCUGGCAGAUGUCUGCUUGGUUCAGUGUGCACGGGGGGACAGGAAAAACAGCACAAGCUGCAUCAUCUUCGAAAUAAACAAGUUUCUGAUUGGACUUGAGCUUGUUCAGGAGAGACAGCUGCAGAUAGAAGCUAACGUCUUAAAGCCCGAGGAUGAUACAAACUGUUCAGUGUCCUCAAUAGAAGAAGAUUUCCUCACGGCAUCUGAGCACCUCGAAGAUGAAAAUGAGGCUGACGAAUAUAAAGCUGGUCAUGAAAAAUUAAACGUUUCCGAACUUUCUUCAGAUCUCAAAAAAAAUAAAGGAAAGGGAUUUGAAAAUCCCCACUACAGAAAAGCCAGGUUGCCACUUAUUCUUGAUGGCAACUGCAUUAAUAAAGAUAACACAAGAGUCUCUGAAGGUCUGAAUGUUGUGGCCGAGGAUAGCAACUUACAACUCGAAGAUAAGUCAGCCCAGGAAAUACUCUGGCAGAAGGAAUUAGAUGGAAGAGCUACUUCAUCCCUCAGUACUAAUAAUUUGACUGGCAAGGUUGGAAAUUCUUGCUCAGUGCAUGUGUUAGAAGAUGCAUCUGUAACUGAGAUGGCUAAAGAGGAGCUGGGGCCUCUGUAUGACCCAACAGCAAAACACGACAGUAAGACAGAUGUGGAAAAUUGUGCAAAUAUUAGGAAAGCUGAUCCUCCCUUGCAAACUGAACAAGCGACAACAGGUCAGUACGCCACAAAUUUAGCAGAAUCUGUUCUCCAAGAUGCAUUUAUUAGACUGUCACAGUCUCAACCCACUUUUACUGACGAGGCUGCUGUUAGCAUCUCCAUAGGAAGCUCCUGUAAGACAGAAGAUACAACUGCUUCCCGAUCGUGGAAUGAACUUCCCAAGAUCGUCAUAGUGCAAAGUCCAGAUAGCUGUGAGAGCGUAUCAGAAUGGCCAGGAUCUGCGUUCCCGAAUCUGUGCCACUGGACUGAAUCAGAGGGUUCUGCGGAAGUUUCGGAUUACUUUGAGGAGGAACAUUCGAACGGGCACACCCAGAGCGCACUGGAAGUGGCUCUGGCUUGUGCAGCCACGGUUAUUGGAACCAUUUCAAGUCCCCAAGCUGCAGAGAAAUUCAGAAGAGAUCAAGAAGCCGCAGACUCUAAAAGCAGAGCAGUUGAUAAUGAAGUGCUACAGACAGCGUCUUCACAGCUACUUGAUGACUGUGCUGGCACAGAAUAUUCAUUUCCAUCUGCUCUGUGUGGCAUGACUCAAGUAGCAAGUGCUGUAGCAGUCUGUGGUCUGGGGGAAACAAAGGAAGAUAAGUACCCUGCAACUUCAAGUGGACUCCUGUCUGCUGCUCAGACUUCUGCAGCUAUUACUCUUCAUUGUAGCAUAGCUGUAGGAAGCAGCAUGGAGAAGUUGAAUGAUAGCAUUGCAGAGACACUUCUCAAAGAGGCAUCAGUGAUUUUGACAAAGCCCAAUACAUACAAAAAUGUAGGGCAUUUUAUGGAGUCCAUGAAUGGAAGAAUCAUUGAAACAGCAGCAAGGCCACGGAUUCCACACUCUGAUGAAGUAAUCAGGGAUGAACUUGCACAAAACUUAUCCAACAUUAUUUUACGACAUUCUGUUGAAGAGGUUAGGAAGAAGAGACAGCUAUACCCCCGUUCGGAAAACAGCUCAAGUACACAAGACAUUUUCAUGGAGACUGCAAAUGAGUUGCUUUUUAACGUGAUAUAUUUCACUUGCAAGAAGAUGAAUGACAUAAGACAUGCUGAUGAGUGUUCUCCUCUCUUUUCUGAGGGCACAAAAGCAGAGAGAGUAACAACAGCAGAAGGAUGGCCAACACAGGCAACGCCACAUGAAACACCACGCAGACCCCUUGAUCACUCUGCUAGUAAGCCAUUGCAUACCUCUUACAGUGCAAGUGCUAGCAAUGAUCUCGGAAAUGUCACAAGCACUAGGAAAAGUAAUAUGAGAGAUGUAUAUAGCAGGGAAAGUGUCCCACUGCAUUCAGGACCAACAAGUAGAGUUACUGGGCAUAAUGCACUUGUUGCAAAAACAUCUCCCAAGAAGAGAUAUUUGAAAAGAACCACACGAGACUGUUACAAAUCACCAAAUCAGAGUAACAAUCAAAAGAAGAAAGACUACAGAUCAUUUUCGGACAGAGGAAAUGCCUUUACAGACAAUGAAUGCAAGCACGGUGUCCAAGAACGACUGUCUUCUGAUUCCACUGUAAAUGCAGAAAACCAGGCCAAGCAUAAGUGUGAUGCUGUGCUAAAUAAUGAAGUCCAAGUUAGCUUGUCUUUAUUAGGAAGCCAUGCCUUGCUUCCUUCUCAGCCUGUGCUACAGGUAAAACAUUCAAGGGACAAAUAUUGUAUAACAGAUUUUGCAGAAGAAUUGGCAGAAACAGUGGUCUCUAUGGCAACAGAAAUAGCUGCCAUUUGUCUUGAAAACUCAAAUGGAAAGCAGCCCUGGUUCUGUGCAUGGAAAAGAGGCAAUGAAUAUCUGGUCACCCAGAGUUUAUCAUGCCGAACCAUAAAAAGGAAAAAGGAAACCCAGACUAAUGGUUCAGUUGUUCGGAAGCACAGGGCACCUAGACUUAGUGAGAUCAAAAGGAAAACAGAUGAGCAUCCUGAGCUAAAAGAAAGACUGAUGAAUCGGGUAGUGGAUGAAUCUAUAAACCUUGAGGACGCACCAGAUUCUGUCAGUAUCUUUGCAAAUGAAGUGGCUGCCAAGAUUAUGAACCUCACUGAACUCUCUGUGGUUGAUAGCAUCUGGCAAGGUCCAAACCAUCCCAGGAACAGGCUGCACUGUGAAAGAUGGAGCCGAGGCAAGGCAUCGAGCUGCGAGAGCAUACCAGAGGAAGAUGCGGAUUCCAAAGGCUCUCUCCAUACCCUGGGCCUGAUGAACGCUUUUGGACAGCCUGUGAGCCAGACGAGUUCUGUCUCUAAGCAGUCGAGCUGUGAAAGCAUUACAGAUGAAUUUUCAAGAUUUAUGGUGAACCAGAUGGAAAACGAAGGAAGAGGCUUUGAUUUGUUACUGGAUUACUAUGCAGGGAAGAAUGCAAACAACAUCUUAACUUCUGCUUUGCAACAGGUGGCCAAGAAGAAUGGUCAUCUUAAUGUAAAACCAAGUUGCCCAUCUAAACAGUCCAGCACAGAAAGCAUAACAGAAGAAUUUUAUAGGUAUAUGCUAAGAGAAAUAGAAAAGGAAAACAAAGAUAACGCAUCUUCCCCUCGGAAUUCAAAGGACUGGUGUGGCAGUUUGCUACCACCCUCUCUACGAACACCUUUCUGUUUUAGACAAUCCUCCAUGCCUGACAGCAGGUCAUCAGGCUCUAGACUAACAGUAAAUACCCCAGUUAAAGCAAACUCAUUAGAUGGCUUUGCCCGUCAUCACCAGGACUCCUUAAGUGUACAGCCAGUCAGUACCGUGGCUUCUUCAGGUCUUUGCAAGUCUGACUCCUGCCUGUACCAGCGAUGCAAGACUGACCAGAUAACAGACAUGCUGAUUCAUGAGACAUGGGCAAACUCUAUUGAAUCGCUAAUGCGCAAAAACAAAAUUAUAGCAGAUGAGGCAGAGGUUGCAGAGGCAGAUCAGCUUCGCAGUGAUUCUCCACUACACGUGGAACAAUAUGCAAACAGACUGGCUGCAAAUAUUGUUGAAAGUGGUAAAAAUUUCAUUGUUGUCCAGCAGGAUUCUUUUGAUUAUACAAGCCGAGAACAUGUGCUGGAAAGCAAGCAUCGCCAGAGUGCGACUCAGAUUCAAUCAAAACCCAAAGGGGAGAAAGUUAGUUUGGAUGAGAAAAAAGGGCUUAUUAAGAGCCCUGGAUCCCUCCCUGCAAGUCAGCACAGGGAAGUGCCGUUAAUUCAGAUAGAAACUGAUCAACGAGAUGAGCCAGAAGAGUCCUUACCUUCAUGUGGGCCUUCUGAAAAGGAGCAUCUAAGCAAAGAAGAGCCUCCAGAAGCAUAUGCUGGGAAGCACGUGGUUUCCAGUUCCCUACUAAAUAGCAACAGUACUCAGAGCAGACCAGAUGCUGAAAUCAUAGUAGAGACAAAAACAGCCGAAGAAUUUCCAAACCACCUCAGCAGCAGCGAAGAGAGCACCGGCAGCUGGUCCCAGCUCGCUAACGACGAGGACAAUCCCGAUGACACUAGCAGCUACCUGCAACUCAGCGAGAGGUCCCUGAGCAAUGGCAACAGCAGUACAACUAGCAGUCUUGGCAUUAUGGACCUGGAAAUUUAUCAGGAGAACGUGCCAUCUUCUCCUAUGAUUAAUGAAUUAGUAGAAGAAAAGGUUUUCCUUAAAGAACAAACAGAAAAUAUAGAGGAAAGUACUUCUGGGCUCUCAGUGGGAACAGCCAAUUGUCAGAAGGACCUACUGGUGAUCAACUUUGAUCUGGAACCGGAGCGCCCUGAUGCAGAGCUGCGAGCCACUCUUCAGUGGAUAGCUGCUUCUGAGCUUGGAAUUCCAACCAUCUACUUUAAGAAAUCUCAGGAAAACAGAAUUGAAAAGUUUUUAGAUGUUGUGCAAUUAGUUCAACGGAAGUCCUGGAAAGUGGGGGAUAUCUUUCAUGCUGUGGUACAGUACUGCAAGCUCAGUGAGGAAGGCAGAGAGAUGACACCAAGCCUGUUUGAUUGGCUUCUCGAAUUGGGUUAAGAAAGUUCGCCUGUUCAGCAUUUUUGUUUUAAUCCAGUUUAAAUAAGCAGUGGUUUCUGUAAUGCUCUGAUUUCCAAAUAUCACUGAAUAAAAUGAGCAAAGAUAAACAAACUCUACAGAAACAGCACACAUCUGUUCCACAACUAUACACUGAGCAAAGUGAAAUCAAGGUGUAUCAUAUCUUUUUGUAUCAUGAGGGAUUCCUGACAUACUGUACUAUAGGAUGUACUGUACUAGGAGGGGAUUUUGAAUUAAUCAACUAUACAGUAAAGGCUUAAUUUAAUAUCUGAUAUGUUCCAUUUUCAUCAAUUGGAUUAAAUCAACCAGAUGAAAUUUAAUAGUAUGCUAAAAUGCCAUUUUAAAACACCAGUCUUUGUACAGUCUAACUAUUAGAACAUGGGUGUGUUCCAGGAUGCCUAGCAAGACUUAGGUCCCUAGAUCACUAAUACAAAAAUAUAUAAUUUUUUUUUGAUCCCCACAGCCUUAUAAAGGCUAAAACGUUUUGAACUCUUAAGAUGUUUGCAGUUAGACAACACAAUAAAAUGCGAUAUAAAAUGUGAAAACAUGUUUCAGUUUCUUUCCGUGUGAUUCUCUUCCACAGCUGUUCCCCAUUCCUUUCUUUUUCUCAAGCAACUAAAAUCUAGACUCCUUUUCACUUGGAGGCAGUGCAAUUUAGGAUAGCUACAACUGGUAGAUCACAGAGCACAGCUCUGGGGAUCGGGACAGCUGGGUUCAGAUCCCUGUUCCCCCGCGGACCUGCCGCGUGACCCUGGGCAAGUCAGUUCACCUCUGUGCCUCAGUGUCCCUGUCUGGUAAGAGGGAGUAAUGAUAGUAAAUUUGUUAUAUAAAGUGCUUCUAUGUAAAGCACUAUGCGUUGGUUAAAAGCACUGGAAAAAUAAAUACUAUUUUAAUUUCAGUUUAAUCAAAUAAAUUGUUAAUAAGAGAAGGUGAAUAAAUAUCUAAAAAGAGAAUUGCGUUGGCAUAAAUAAAAACCUUAGCAAUGUUAGUUUUUAUAACUUACAAGAAAACAAAAUGAUUGUUAACAUCUUUCAGCACACAUAAUUGUUCAUUUUGGAUAUAAAUGUUUGGGUUAUAUAUGAUAGUUCACGUUACCGUAACAUUUAUAUAACUGUUUGAUAAGAUAUAACUAUGGUAUCUUCUUGCUGAUAUGAUGUUUCAUGCACUUAAUGAUACAUUCUUUUGACUCUGCCAAAGAGAUUGGUUUUGAAUUUAAUGAUAAAUAUAACUUAUCACAUCAAAGCUCUUCUGUGAUUUGUUUCUUUGAAAAUAUAUUUAUCUUUUGUCUCUGCACACCCAUGUAAUAGAAAAUCUGCUUGCCUUUCCCAGUAAAAUAUAUAAGAGAUGUUUUAUUUUCCAUAUAACAGUAUAUGCUUCUGUAAUAUUUCUUGAAAGAAAACCUAUCGUUUUGCACUAAAUAUUUUUGGAGAUUUUGAAGGAGUUUUAAAUAAUUUAUGAAAAAGAGCCAUAUUCUCAAUUUUAUCAUUAAACCCAUUCCUAAACUUGCAUGAUUUCCUCACACUCACUUGUUAAGAAAUGCAAAUCAUCAGUGAAUCAGAAAUCUAACACAGGAGAUGAAAUAAUACGGCUAAUUCUACAUCUGCUCUGCAGUAUACACAAAACAGCGGAGGUCACUUUACUGUCAAGAUGAAGGUCAACUUAUUGUACACACUAAAUUUAACCAUACAGUCACUGGGCCUGUUCCUGCGAAUUGCUGAAUGCCCAUAACUCCCACUACCACGAGUGGCAGCUCUGAGUGCUCAGCAUUUCUGAGGCUGAAACUUAAUAAAAAGCACCAAGUAUUAUAGACUGAAAGUGCUUUGUUUGAGUUAGUAAAUGGGAAAGUGUAUUUAUUUUUGAACCAAAUCUAGUUAGCUGUCAGUAUACAAAUUUUUGCUGUGAUAGAAUAAAUGUUUACUUAUCCUACAAAGCACAAAUAUCAUGACUGAGUUGUAACGGUGUGAUGCAGUUCUUCUGUACAGUAGUUCUUAAUGUUGCAAUUUAUUCAGAAAUAAAUUUAUGUUAUAAUGUG
Molecule: messenger RNA, 7213 nt
Organism: Dromaius novaehollandiae (emu)
Lineage: Eukaryota; Metazoa; Chordata; Aves; Casuariiformes; Dromaiidae
Gene: SPHKAP
Product: SPHK1 interactor, AKAP domain containing
Exons: 12
Coding region: 61-5163 (1700 amino acids)
Biological process (GO): intracellular protein localization
Cellular component (GO): cytoplasm
Molecular function (GO): protein kinase A binding
Source: RefSeq, a predicted model, not a curated record